GAGCUAUUCAGGAGGCGGACCCGGCUUUUGCCAGGGUUGAGUGCACCGCUGAGCGGAUGGCAGUGGGAGCUGAGCAGAUUCCUGAGGAACGCCGGACAGUGACAUCUGUUGCUACCCAUCAAUGUCAAGAUGACUAAACUGGGAUUUUUGCGGCUGUCCUAUGAGAAGCAGGACACGCUUCUGAAGCUUCUUAUUCUCUCAAUGGCUGCUGUGCUGUCAUUCUCCACUCGUCUCUUUGCUGUCCUGCGAUUCGAAAGUGUCAUCCAUGAGUUUGACCCGUACUUUAACUAUCGGACUACCCGGUUCCUUGCCGAGGAGGGAUUUUACAAAUUCCAUAACUGGUUUGAUGACCGGGCCUGGUACCCACUGGGCCGGAUCAUCGGAGGAACAAUUUACCCAGGCUUAAUGAUCACCUCUGCUGCAAUCUACCAUGUACUCCAUUUUUUCCACAUAACCAUCGACAUUCGGAAUGUCUGUGUGUUCCUGGCCCCUCUCUUCUCUUCCUUCACCACCAUCGUCACGUACCACCUUACCAAAGAGCUCAAGGACGCAGGGGCGGGACUUCUCGCUGCUGCCAUGAUUGCUGUGGUUCCCGGAUAUAUCUCCCGGUCAGUGGCCGGCUCCUACGACAAUGAAGGAAUUGCCAUUUUUUGCAUGCUCCUCACCUACUACAUGUGGAUCAAAGCGGUGAAGACUGGUUCCAUCUAUUGGGCAGCCAAGUGCGCCCUUGCUUAUUUCUACAUGGUCUCUUCGUGGGGAGGUUACGUGUUCCUGAUCAACUUGAUCCCCCUCCAUGUGCUGGUGCUGAUGCUCACAGGACGCUUCUCCCACCGCAUCUACGUGGCCUACUGUACGGUGUACUGCCUGGGCACCAUUCUCUCCAUGCAGAUCUCCUUUGUGGGCUUCCAGCCUGUCCUGUCAUCAGAACACAUGGCCGCCUUCGGGGUCUUUGGUCUCUGCCAGAUCCAUGCCUUCGUGGAUUAUCUGCGCAGCAAGUUGAACCCACAGCAGUUUGAAGUCCUUUUCCGAAGUGUCAUCUCCCUGGUAGGCUUUGUCCUUCUCACCGUGGGAGCUCUCCUCAUGCUGACAGGAAAAAUAUCUCCCUGGACGGGGCGUUUCUACUCACUGUUGGAUCCCUCCUACGCCAAGAACAACAUCCCCAUCAUUGCUUCUGUGUCUGAGCAUCAGCCCACAACCUGGUCUUCGUACUAUUUUGACCUGCAGCUUCUUGUCUUCAUGUUUCCAGUUGGUCUCUAUUACUGCUUUAGCAACCUGUCUGAUGCCCGGAUUUUCAUCAUCAUGUACGGUGUGACCAGCAUGUACUUUUCAGCCGUGAUGGUGCGUCUGAUGCUGGUGUUGGCACCCGUGAUGUGCAUUCUUUCUGGCAUUGGAGUCUCGCAGGUGCUGUCCACUUACAUGAAGAAUCUGGACAUCAGUCGUCCAGACAAGAAGAGCAAGAAGCAGCAGGAUUCUACCUACCCUAUUAAGAAUGAAGUGGCAAGUGGGAUGGUACUGGUCAUGGCUUUCUUUCUCAUCACCUACACCUUUCAUUCGACCUGGGUGACCAGUGAGGCCUACUCUUCUCCCUCCAUCGUGCUGUCUGCUCGUGGUGGGGAUGGCAGCAGGAUCAUUUUUGAUGAUUUCCGAGAAGCCUACUAUUGGCUUCGUCACAAUACCCCAGAGGAUGCGAAGGUCAUGUCGUGGUGGGAUUAUGGCUACCAGAUUACAGCCAUGGCGAAUCGGACGAUUUUAGUGGACAAUAACACGUGGAACAAUACCCACAUUUCUCGAGUAGGGCAGGCAAUGGCAUCCACAGAAGAAAAAGCCUAUGAGAUCAUGAGGGAGCUUGAUGUUAGCUAUGUGCUGGUCAUUUUUGGAGGCCUUACUGGGUAUUCCUCUGAUGACAUCAACAAGUUCCUGUGGAUGGUUCGGAUUGGAGGCAGCACAGACACAGGCAGACACAUCAAAGAGCAUGACUAUUACACUCCAACUGGGGAGUUCCGUGUGGAUCGUGAGGGCUCUCCUGUGCUGCUGAACUGCCUCAUGUACAAGAUGUGUUACUACCGCUUUGGACAGGUCUACACGGAAGCCAAGCGCCCACCAGGCUUUGACCGUGUGCGGAACGCUGAGAUUGGGAACAAAGACUUCGAGCUUGACGUCCUAGAGGAAGCGUACACCACCGAGCACUGGCUGGUCAGGAUAUACAAGGUGAAGGACCUGGAUAAUCGAGGCUUGUCAAGGACAUAAACAUUUCUUCCAGCUCUGAUAUGCUUCACACUUAGUGCGUCUCAUUUAGGAUGCUGAAGACGUUUUUUAAAUACGCAGUUUAUAACAGCAGAACAUGAUGGGAUUAGAAUUGUCUGGAAGUUUUGCCCUGGGCAGUAUGGGCUGGGCCAAAUGCAAUGAUUUUUAUAAUUCUGAGCAGGUUACCAAAUGAAAUGUCAUGGCUUUACUUUGGUCAAUUAAAGGGAGGGAAUUUUUUUUUAA
Artibeus jamaicensis (Jamaican fruit-eating bat) is the source of this 2487-nucleotide messenger RNA. RefSeq names its product STT3 oligosaccharyltransferase complex catalytic subunit A (gene STT3A). Gene Ontology annotation, biological process: post-translational protein modification. Gene Ontology annotation, cellular component: membrane. The record is from RefSeq and is a predicted model, not a curated record. NCBI's taxonomy places the organism in Eukaryota, Metazoa, Chordata, Mammalia, Chiroptera, Phyllostomidae. Bases 130 to 2247 code for a protein of 705 amino acids. The transcript is spliced from 18 exons. Gene Ontology annotation, molecular function: dolichyl-diphosphooligosaccharide-protein glycotransferase activity.